AAUUGGAUAAAUAUGGAUAUUAAUCGAUGCAUUGGCUGGAUUAAAAAUGUAAAAAUAUUAAUAAAAAAAAUGUAUCGAAUUUCGUUAACUGAGUUAAAAACGUUUAAAACUGAAUGUUAAAUAUGCUUAAAAUAACUAUAAUGCCUUGUGGCGUACAAGUAAUGUUUGCGGUGUCGAACAGCCAACGCUAGCGUUCUUGUCGCGUCGCGUCACAUCAACAAAGCGUUCGAUUGGUCCACCGUGUGGCGACGUCAUGACUCCAGACCCAACCUAGAAAAACGCGUCGCUCUGGUACAGUAUGCGGCUUUACUGACUGUAAAUGGGAGCUUAUAGCUGUUUGUCGCGUCGCGCAGCCAGCGACGUAGAUGGGUGCAAAGGGUUAACCGUGAUGUCAGCUGCAGAGGCAGGGACUGCUACUCACUGCAAACAGUUUCCACCCUGCUUUAAAUACAACACCAACACAGACGGUCAGUGAACAGACAGCGUGUCAAACGGUAGAGGCGAAAUAGAUGAGCGAAGAGCAACCGGAUUCAGCCGCGUCCGAUGAUCCACUAAAUACUUUUGAAUGGCUGUGACAUCCUAACCCCUCUGCCGCAUCCCACAGUCAAACCAUGAACUACGUGGGUCAGCUAGCCGGUCAGGUUUUUGUGCAGGUGAAGGAGCUAUACAGAGGCCUUAACCCUGCCACCCUGUCCGGCUGUAUAGAUGUCAUUGUGGUGCGUCAGCCCGACGGCACUCUGCAGUGUUCGCCUUUUCAUGUCCGUUUUGGCAAGAUGGGAGUGUUGCGCUCCAGGGAGAAAGUGGUUGACAUUGAGAUAAAUGGGGAGCCUGUCAGCUUACACAUGAAACUAGGUGAAAAUGGAGAGGCAUUCUUUGUCAAAGAAACAGAAAGUGAUGAGGAGAUGGUGCCGUCCUACUUGGCUACAUCGCCUAUAAUUUCACAGGGCUCUGCCCUAAUGCAGGCCCAAGUUGGAAAAGGCACAUCCCGUCUGUCUGACUCUGGAAACGGAACCUCCAUUCAAACCCUGGGCCCCAUGCAAGCCCCUGGUGACAGUUCAAUAAUGAAGAAGAGAAGGAAGAGGAGAAGAAAAUCUCAAGUAGACAGCAUGAAGCGAGAGGGCAACGGAGACUUUUCGGAACAUGAAGACAUGUUUCCUAUUGAUAUGAGUUCUGAUGAUGAUACAGAGACUACAGGAAGCAGAGCCAUGUCACAUGAGUUAUUUGCUGAGCAGUUAAAAGGAACUAGCAGCACAUACACACAGUCUGAAGGGAAUUGGACUACUGUUCAAAGCAAAGGGUUGGAAAAGAUCUGCUCCUUACCCAUCCCCACCAAUUCAGGAUUGUCUAUUUCCUGCCCUCAACAAACAGCCAUGUUUCAGUCCACACCCAGCAGCCCAAAUGGCUCCUUGCCAUCUACACCCAAGAGUGACUCCGAAUUGCUGGCCAGUCAGAGGAGCGGAGGGAAACCGGACAACCCUGAGAUGCUUUGGACAUGGGGAGAGCUGCCUCAUGCUGCAAAGCCAUCAUUCUUGCAGCCCAUGUCGGAGCCCAUGGUGGUGACCCCAAGAUCAAUCCCACCGUCUGAAAGCACGCACUUCAGAGCCAUCACCGGGGAUGGGAUGGUGGAGUCCCACGCUAGUGAUGUGUAUGUGCCUGAUCUCAGGGUUGAAGAGGAAACAUCAGCCGCUGCUGUAGAUUUGGAGGCCAUCAGUGCAGCCGCUCAUCUUAUCACAGACCUAGACGAGGGACGGCACAGUCCCGGAGCUCAUGCCAUUAGCAAGACAGACUCUCCAUCCAAGAGAAAAGACAAAAGGAGCCGGCACCUGGGAUCAGAUGGAGUAUACCUGGAUGACAUCACAGAGUUGGAGCCUGAGGUGGCAGCCUUGUACUUUCCCAAGAGCGAUGGAGCAACUUCUGCAAGGGGUGGGGCAGAUUCGAGAAGUGCCAGCCAGUCCCCUCAGUCUGUGGGCAGCAGUGGAAUGGACAGUGGGGUGGACAGCUAUUCUGAUCAGUUAGGAGACUUGCCUCAUAUUGGCAUCUCUCUCUGUGGAGGACUGACAGAAAACAGAGAGAUCACUAGAGAGGAAUUUGAGGAACGAGCAAUAUCUUAUCAGGAGUUUGCAGAUAACCCAUCUAUCAUUGAUGAUCCCAACCUGGUCGUAAAGAUUGGUACCAAGUAUUAUAAUUGGACCACAGCCGCUCCUAUCGUACUAGCCAUGCAGGUUUUCCAGAAGCCCUUGCCAAAGGCCACAGUGGAGAACAUCAUGAAGGAGAAGAUGCCCAAGAAAGGAGGUCGCUGGUGGUUUUCAUGGCGGGGCAGGAACAACAGCUCCAAAUCGGAAUCAGCAUCUGAUCAGAUUGAAGGUGGAGAGGAUUCGAUAAGAACAGCAUCUGUGAGCAGAUUAAAGGAUGAAUCGUCAUCCAGUGAAGAUGACAGCGGGGGUGCUAAACAGAAUCUUUUGAGCAAUCAGCCCGAAGUUCUCCACAGCACGGGAGGCCACUUUUACAGAAAGACACUUCGUUUGUCCUCAGAACAGCUAGCCAGUCUGCACUUGAAAGAUGGCCCCAACGAUGUGGUCUUCAGUGUCACCACGCAGUAUCAGGGCACCUGCCGCUGUGAGGGCACCAUUUAUCUGUGGAACUGGGAUGACAAGAUAGUGAUUUCAGACAUCGAUGGCACCAUCACAAGGUCCGACACCCUGGGACACAUUUUACCCACACUGGGUAAAGACUGGACCCAUCAGGGCAUUGCUCGACUCUAUCACAGAGUCAGCCAGAACGGUUACAAGUUUAUGUACUGUUCAGCUCGGGCGAUUGGCAUGGCUGAUAUGACCCGGGGUUACCUGCACUGGGUUAAUGAAAGAGGCACCAUGUUACCAAUGGGACCUGUGCUGCUUAGUCCUAGUAGUUUGUUCUCUGCAUUUCACAGGGAGGUCAUUGAGAAGAAGCCAGAAAAGUUUAAAAUUGAAUGUCUGACCGACAUAAAAAACCUGUUCUAUCCAAACACAGAACCCUUCUAUGCUGCUUUUGGAAACAGGGCGACAGAUGUUUAUUCAUAUAAAGAGGUUGGAGUGCCUUUGAACAGAAUAUUUACUGUGAAUCCUAAGGGAGAGCUCAUCCAAGAACAUGCAAAGACCAACAUAUCAUCUUAUGGACGUCUUUGUGAGGUCGUGGAUCAUGUCUUCCCUCUUCUAAUCAGAGGGAACACCACCGACUUCCCCUGUUCGGACACGUUCAGCCAGUUCACCUUCUGGAGGGAGCAGUUACCAGACGUAGACAAGCAGGAGCAACAUCCCGAGAGCAGCUGAAAGGACAUACAGUUCUGUAAAAAGAUAGCAUCCCUACAAACUCGGCUCUGAUGCUGCACUGCCAUAGGUAUUCCUCUACGCACAAGCAACUCAGCACUUUGCAGACCACUUGCCGCCCUCUGCCUGUCCCUCCGUUAUUAAUUUACACUUUUACAAACGUUUAUCAUUUUUGGGCGUGCUAAUAUUUUGUUGUACCGGCAGCAUGUUACAUAGCUCAUAUUAGGGAAUUUGUCUGUUUAUUGAUGAGGUUACGGUUAAAGUGCCAAAAGCAUUAUUCAUAACGAACAAGGCAAUUACAUUACGCUAUUAAAAAAAAAGCUGUCUGUUGGCUUUGUCCAAGGUUGUAAAGAUAUAUAUGAGGGAAUACAGUUAUUUUAGUACAUAGUAUAAAAGGUUUUUUGAGCAUUUGUCAUAAAACAUGCAGAGAGAAAUGUAAAGCUUUCAUCAAAUUAAAAAAUAAUGAUAAAUAAACUCAGAUGUAGGUAUAAAGCCAGCAUUAGUAUCUCUCAGGUGAUUUAGACAAGGUAGUCUUUUAAAACUUCAAGUGACCUUUCAUAAAAAAAACAUUUUAUCCCUAAAUUAUUUUACUACUCCAUUUCCUUAAAAUCAAAACAAGCACAAUUGGAUCGAUCUUAAUUGUGCCAUCCUGGACACCUUCAUACCACACACACACUUUACAUUUUGCCAAAUGCUUAUUAUUGUGUGAAAACCUUGCAUUCCUUAUUAUUUGUGUGUAUUUUAUGUGAAGUUCAUAACAGCGAAUAUGAAUCAUGCAGUAAUUGAUUUCGUUACAGGUUUAAAGAAAAACAGAAACUAAACAAAAGCAAACAACAAUGCAAAGAACACUCAGGUCAUGAAGUAUUUCCUACCUGUAUUAAUUCCUUCAUAUUAAUGUCAUAUUUACAUCGUGCUCAUUUUCAUAAAACAUAUACACACACCUGAGAAUUCAUGCUUAUUUCAGUAAUUAAGAAUAUAAAAUCUACUGACUGACGGUGCAUACUAUUAUUAUGUUAAUUUUAUUUUUUUAAAUAUUCGAUCAACACCAACACCUUUACGCAAAUGUGUUUAUGGUUUCUGUCUUAUUAAAGGAUGAACUGUGUAUUACGAAAGCACUAAAAUAUAUAUACACCGAAACAGGGCUCUGGUAAAUGAAUAGGUUUGCGUGAUGGGUAAACGGACAAGCUCCUGCUUAUUCUCAAGUCUGUGGUUUCUCAUGGUUAUCAAGGAGCACAUUAAAUAAGCACUGAUGUGAUGCAUGAAUGACGAAUGGGCUUUAAGGAUUGAUUCGGAAGAACUGUGUAUUUUAAAUGUAACCGUGUUAUUGUUCUGCGAUGAAAAAAAACAAAGUAUAAAAUAUACACGUGUGCAACAUGAAAAUGCAAAUUAGACUGAUCUCUAAUUGGUUCAGUUGAUACGAGCUUAUUAUAAUGACAGAUGACUGCUACAAACUUCAACACUGUGAAUGAUCAGGUCAAACAUUAUAGAUUGUUUCUGCUCUGUCUACCUGUCUUACAAAACUUAAACAUCUUCAACUCAUUAAGAUUUAUUAUGCUAAAACAAAAAAAGCUGAAUAAUGUAAGACUGUGUAACAUAUUCUCUGUUUAAACGAAUGGUAACACCACUAACUUACAGUUGCAAUAGGUUUUGUUCUGUUUUGCAGUCUAUUGUUUUUUAUCUUCUUUCUGUGAAAGAUCUUGUUGCCUAAGUUGUGGCAGUUGAGUUCGGUGUGUCAUUAUGUUCAGUGUUCAGAUGUAAAACUAUGGUUGUGUGUAUAUUUUAAGAUGCCAAAUCUCGAUGUGUAAAUUAAAAUCCCAUUACAUGAAUCCAAAAA
Molecule: messenger RNA, 5139 nt
Organism: Puntigrus tetrazona (Sumatra barb)
Lineage: Eukaryota; Metazoa; Chordata; Actinopteri; Cypriniformes; Cyprinidae
Gene: lpin1a
Product: lipin 1a
Exons: 21
Coding region: 612-3308 (898 amino acids)
Biological process (GO): positive regulation of transcription by RNA polymerase II; triglyceride biosynthetic process; cellular response to insulin stimulus
Cellular component (GO): mitochondrial outer membrane; nucleus
Molecular function (GO): transcription coactivator activity; phosphatidate phosphatase activity
Source: RefSeq, a predicted model, not a curated record